GUAUGUAAUUCCAGCUGAUGGAACGUUUGGCUCGAAGCAGAGAGAUGGGUCCUGGUCUGGCAUGGUGGGUAUGGUGAGUAGAGAGGAAGCAGACUUUGCCAUUGGACCGUUUGGUGUUACUGAGAGCCGCAAUGAGGUAGUGGACUUUACCUGGCCAAUUGCCAUAGAGUACGCGAGGAUCAUGGGUGCUCGAGGGCGUCCGGAAGUGAACCCUUGGGCUUUCGUGUUGCCCUUGGAGCUCCCGGUGUGGGUGGCCAUCCUGACAGCGCUUCUGGUGCUGCCCGUCGUCAUGGUGGUCCUGGCCACAUGCUGCUCACCCACGGCUGCUAAACACUACACCUGGGGGAAGAACACCUUUGACCUCUCUCGAAUAUUAUUGCAGCAAGAUUACAGAGCUUCAUCCAUCACGGGGUGGAGGCGGCUGGUGCUGGUAGCAUGGAUGACGGUGGGUCUGGUGUUGAGCAGAAGCUACCAGGGAGACCUCAUGUCCGGCCUGGCCGUCAGGUACAUCCGGCAGCCCUUCCAGACCAUACAAGACGUCCUCGACCAUCCUUCCGUAACAAUGUUGUGGCAGACAAACUCCACCAACGUUCAGUACUUUCGU
Messenger RNA from Procambarus clarkii (red swamp crayfish), 604 nucleotides. NCBI's taxonomy places the organism in Eukaryota, Metazoa, Arthropoda, Malacostraca, Decapoda, Cambaridae. The record is from RefSeq and is a predicted model, not a curated record.